AUGGUGAAAGAAAGUGGAAUAAAAAAAGGCAUACUUCAUUGUUUUACUGGUAAUUGGGAAAUAGCCGAAAAGUUCAUUAAUUUAGGUUUUUAUGUUUCUUUUGCGGGCAACAUUACUUAUAAAACUGCUAAAUGGCAAGAGAGGUGGAAAGAAGUAAUAGAAAAAAUUCCUCUGGAAAGAAUAGUCGUAGAAACCGAUGCUCCUUAUUUAACACCUGAACCCUUUCGGGGACAAAUAAAUUAUCCGCAAAAUAUAAUUCAUACUUUAACCAAAAUUGCUGAAAUCAAAAAAAUGGACAUAAAAGUGGUGGCAGAGAAAAUUUACUUGAAUACUUUAAGGGUGCUGGGAAUAAAUCUGCCAAAAUAA
Racocetra persica is the source of this 366-nucleotide messenger RNA. The record is from the annotation of a GenBank genome assembly. Lineage: Eukaryota; Fungi; Glomeromycota; Glomeromycetes; Diversisporales; Gigasporaceae.